Messenger RNA from Lineus longissimus, 4218 nucleotides. RefSeq lists its product as uncharacterized. Gene Ontology annotation, biological process: cell surface receptor signaling pathway; G protein-coupled receptor signaling pathway. The transcript is spliced from 2 exons. Gene Ontology annotation, cellular component: membrane. NCBI's taxonomy places the organism in Eukaryota, Metazoa, Nemertea, Pilidiophora, Heteronemertea, Lineidae. The record is from RefSeq and is a predicted model, not a curated record. Bases 620 to 3274 code for a protein of 884 amino acids. Gene Ontology annotation, molecular function: G protein-coupled receptor activity.
AAAUUGGGCUGUUCUCAGUCUGCAACAAGCUGCGAAAGCUGAAUAGGGGGUUUAUCGACCGCGCUGUCUCGAGACCAAGAUGAAGUUGGCGGCGCACUGACGGGUUGAAGUUCUGUGGUCGAUAUUUUCGAUUAACAAAAUUCUCCAGAAGUUUCCUUCAUCAAAUCAAAAUACGAUUAGCGGCCGCUGCCUGUUUUUCACGGGCUUGUCCACUGCCAAACGCGCCGAAGCCGCAAAACGUAUAAGUGCUUGCUGCCGCCAGCUCUUCCGUCAUGUUCGACACCAAGGAGAAACAAAAUUGAAAAGCCCAUAUAGUACUUCUCUACAAAUGAAUCGCCAAGCUUUUGUUAUGAAACCUUUCAAAGAAGUCACUUUGGGGAACCGCUGGGACCAUCGCUUCGCCAAGUACAACCAGAAAGACAUAAGACCGGAAUGCAACCAAGACGGAUCGCCAGACGUACAGGCAUGAGGGCGUCCCCGGGGGCAUCUCUAAGUAGCUCUUUCAUUCAACUAUGUGCCUUCGUAUCUUCCAACUAAUCAUCUUGAGAAAUUCUGCAGUAACAGAAACCUCUUCGUUUUAUCAUUUAACUUCGAUCGCAUUCUCGGUCAGCCAAAAACCAUGGAUCGACUUUUCUGUAUUGCCGCCCUUUUUCACAUGAUCAUGGCUUCUUCGAAUAACGCCUCAUUUGACAAAGUUAAUUGCACAAUCCAUGAUGUUGACGCAGCGACUUCAAACAAAACAAUCAACUGCAACGGAACAUUCAGAGAUAUUGAUGACCCAGCAAAUUCCAACAAAACUAUAUACAACGGAACAAUCAGUGAUGUUAAUGACCCAGCGACCGCCAACAAAACAAUUCACGAUAUUGUCAAGGAGAAUCUUUGCAAAAGCGUGUGUCAGGAAGAUGCGUGCCAACCGAAUUAUGAUUGGCCUUUCGGUACAGGUUGUUACUGCGACUGGGCUUGCAACAUCGCUAAAGAUUGCUGCUUCGAAGCUGCUCAGUGCGAGGCGAAUAUGACAAAGGCGGAGAAUGACGCGAGGACGCAGUUUGAAAACUUGUUCUCGUAUAUGAGUUGUUGGGAGAUCAAAUUGGAUGGGAAGUAUGAAAAGUACUGGAUGGUGACGCGGUGCCCCAUAAAGGCAAACGAAAAGUUUGCGCAGUACUGCCGGGAAGGUCUCCCAGGCUUUCUGGAGAUGAGUUAUCUACCUUUGACAGAUGGUAUCGUUUCUUUUCGCAACUACUUCUGCGCACUCUGUCAUGUUGGUGCAUCAAAAGCGGCGUUGCUUUCGUCCUGGAAUGCGACGAAAAAAUGCUUUGAUAAUGACUCAAAUGCCGACUCCUGUCGCUUAGAAUUUAACAAACUGGUUGAUUUCAAGGGACUUGGUUUCCUUGCAUUUAGAAAGUGCCAUUCUGAUUUUGAGUACGCGGUCAGUUCGUGUUCGUCAGUCGCGCCCGUGGAAGACGUUCCUCAGAAUAUCUCAGAUAGCUGUGGCCGUGUUUUCGCGCCUGUACAGGUUGUCGCCCCCUUUUUUGGACCAAUAUACAAGGACAUACAUUGCGCCUUGUGUAAUGGUAUCAGGUUUGAGACAAAACUUAAAUGUGCAGCAAUACCUUAUGUUGGUCCCUCGGGUGAUGUACCAAAUCGGGAUUUGAACCCAGUAUUUUCUUUCAAACUCUUACUCGACUUCGAAAGAAUCCAAAAAGAAAUCUGCGACGAAUGGGAGAUAUUCGACGAAGACGAAAGUCUCUGUAAACCCGUUGUUUGCAGCGAGGGCUACUUUGCCAGCAACGGGUUUUGUAGAAAGAUAAUUUUCUUGACAAUAUUCGUUAUCGGCAGAGCCACAGUUGACGAAAAAGCGUUAUUAGCAGAGCUGGAUGUAGGAUUCCAAAAACAGCCACUUGGUGUUGCCAAUUUUACCUCUGUUGCAAACAAUGACAGCAAACAGAUUUUCGCUGAAAUAUUUUUGAGGGCAUCAAUAGAAUUUGAAAGUCAAGAAAUCGAUGAGUUGGUGUCCAAGUUGGAUAAAAUAUGGAUUGACAACUUUCAAAUGUCUUCACAAUUGGCAUUUGACGGGUGCCAUGAAACGAAUUCAGUACGCAUAAAUUCUACGUUUGGUUUUAGGUCGUUCCUAGCCAAUACGAGCGACUACCUCUUGGUAGUCACCCCUGAAAAUUCUGGCAUGAACCUUACAACCUACUUAUGUUCGAACAGCUCAAAGCUGAGUUGCCCGAAGGUACUCUAUCCGAAGGAAAACUACCAAUGGGCGGAUGGAGCGCCACUGGUCCGGCCUGGAUCCGCGUUAACGCUCAGGUCAGACGAGUUCGAAAUUGUAGACGAUUUCGUCUUCAUCUGCGCUGACGCUCUGCAGGAAAAAUGGUCAUUGUUCCAAGGUUUUCUAAACGAUGAUGACAUCCAAGGCGUCGUGACUCUCGUCGGGCUGUCCCUGUCUCUAGCAGGGCUUGCCUACACCGUCCUAACCUACCUCAUCCUAUCUCCACUGAGGACACUCCCGGGAAAGAUGCUCAUGAACCUCUGCGUUGCGCUGUUCACUUCCCAAUUAAUCUUCUUGACGGCUUUGGACAAAACAGACGACCGAAUAAUUUGUUCUGUCAUAGCCAUGGCGGAGCAUUACGCGUGGUUGGUUACAUUUUGUUGGAUGAACGCGAUUUCUUGGAAUGCCAUGAAGACAUUCAGCGCAAAGGGGAUGAAAGACAAAGACCAGGUACGGAAAUCUUACAUCAGGUACUAUCUCUACAGCUGGGGAACGCCAGCUUUAGUCGUUGCAACCUGUGCUGUCAUCGAAUUCUGCGCCUGUACAGAAUUCGAAGUUGGUUACGGCAACAGGAAUGUUUGUUGGAUAUCAAACUUUAACACACUUAUGUACACUUUCGCUUUACCCAUUUGUUUAAUAAUCUGCUCCAACAUUAUCAUGUUUUCGUAUACCGUCUCCAACAUAUUCAAAGUGUCAGAAAUGACAAAGGUGACCCAUUCAGACAAAGAAAGCAGAUUGAACUUUUGGCUCUACGUGAAGUUAUCCUCCGUAAUGGGACUGACUUGGAUUUUUGGCUUCCUUGCCGCUGCCACGAACGUCAAAGCUUUAUGGUACGUGUUCAUUGUUUUUAAUACAACACAAGGAAUUCUCAUUGGGGCCGGAUUCUCCCUGAAUCGACGCGUUUUAAAGAUGUACUCGACAGAGUACAGUAAGUCGGGAAGCUCUAGGUCUGUCGUGAGGGGUGACACGUUGUCCUCGUCGAAAGACCAGCGAACAGGUUAAUAAUUUUUAUGAAUGAUAAGUUUGGUCUAAAACUUCGGUCGUACUUUUCAUCGAUCUUGCGUAUUUUGCUUUGAUUUGAUAUGAAACUCCGUCCGAAUACCAUUGGGCCGGACACUUUUUCCAGGUGGGCAUUAAUUUCUAUGUCUACUCUGGUGCGCAAACUUGGGAGUCUGUGCCUGGCGCGCGGAACUUCGUCACAUAAUUGGCGCUUCGAAUAGGGUUGUGCCUAUUGCGGAUGCGAAUCAUAUUGUGCAGAACACUUCUUUUCAUUACUUGGUAACAUUAUUAUAAUCAGGGCUACGCUCCUACGCUGUCAUUGCAGGAAAGACUGACGUUUGAACGCGGACCCUGCUUAGGAGUGUAAAUCAGGGCAUGGCGCUUUAAAUUGAAAUGAUAAGCCUUCAGUUCUAGUGCAUAUUGCCGGAUGUCCUCGCUUGACAUUUUGACACGGUGGCAUUUUGUCACCUUCAGUCUACUGAGUGUAUAUUUCUUGAUAUUUGACAGCAAAUCGGCAACGACCCAGACAUUGACGCAAUACAUUAUCUAAGGAGGCCACGGGUUUGUGGUUUACGGGCCAUCCUCCGUUGUCUUAAUAGGGCAAAACCACGGAUGGGGUCUUCCGACUGGUGGUGUUCGGAAUUCAAUGGUAGAAAACAGUUUGUAGGCCCAUGAUGAAAAAGGGAUUUUCGUCGUUCCCUCAGCCGUGAGAGUUAAAGCACUCCCCAUUCUGGCAUUCUAGCCGUGGUUUGUCCUCAAAAUGACCGAUUUGAGGUAAAAGGAUGUUAUGUUAACAGUACGACAUAUAAGUCUAGCCUUGGCAGGCGUCACAAAAUAGACACUUUGGAAUAGUUUCACGGCGAGAAAAGGACACUUUAAUUUCCAAAAAAAUUAACUCAGAGCGAUGUCAUCUCUCGUCUCCCUCCACCAACUUGAUUUUCUGCUGA